AAACUGCACUGCCAACAUUGUUCGACCAGAGUAGGAAGUGGACUCAUUUACUUUCUGUCUUUAGAUCUAUACGUUAGAUUUUGGUUCUUGUUUCACAAAGAAAUAAAUGGACAUUAUGCUUUAUGUCAUUCUGCUGGUUGGCAUUCUGUGCAGCGCUCAUGUGUCCGGUUGUGAUAGAAACUGUGCAGAUAAACCUGUAUUCACUCCAUCCAGACUGGUAGUGAAGUAUGGUGACCCAGUCGCUGCCAACUGCUCUGUGUGUGAGAACUGUCUGGACUUAUUUGGUUUGGAAACACCUUUGGGAGAACAGAACCAAAACGGAACCACGAUUUCAUGGAAGGCUCCAAAAAUGAUUGAAUGGGACUUAGCUCCUUCGUGCUAUUAUACUAAAAACAAUUCUGAUGACCAGUGUUGUAGUACCCUGCCUAUAACUGUGUACCAGCCUCCAGAUAAUGUAUUGAUCAGGUUUGACGGUCACACUGGGCCGAUGUUUGAGGGUCGUUAUUACGCUCUGCUGUGUGAAGUCCAGAAAGUUGCUCCAAUUAAAAACCUCAUUGUGACCUUCUACAAAGGACAGACCGCACUGGAUAAACAGCCCAAUGACGGCACAGAUAAGAAACCAGUGACUAAGAUCUCCAUUUUCGACAUCAUCCCUAGUGAAGAAGAUGAUGGAGCACAGUACUGGUGUGAAGCUAAACUGGAGCUGGGACCUGAAGGACCACAGCCACCUCCAGUGGUGAUCUCACAAAAGAUCACUUCCUCUGUGCACUAUAAGCCUCGGCUUCAGGGGUCACCACAUUUUCAAAUUACCAUCAAAGCAGGAAGCCCUCUACUAUUGAACUGCUCGGCUUGGGGAAACCCGAGCCCCUCAUACAGCUGGACCCUACCAUCAGGUAGCCCUCACUCCUCCAGCAGCAACGUUCUCACUAUCGACUCUGUAGCUUCUGCUGAUGGAGGCCUGUACACCUGUUCUGUCAGCAACAGUAGAGGGACUAUCAAUGUGGAGUUUAACGUGACAGUCGAAGAAAUCAACAUCAUCCUUAUAAUUGGGAUAGUUGUUGUAUUCGUGGCUGUGGUUGCUGUCGGUGGAUUGUUUUAUUGGCGCUACCAAACGAAUGGGAAAAUUUGUUCAAGGCUGUUGCCUUGAUGGUUAGGAGUUGAAGUGAAGUAGCUGAGGGGUUAAAAAACAACCAUGAACCACAACAUUUCCUGUUUAAGUCUUUUAUUAUUCUAUGUUGCAUUUCUGUCACCCUCAUUUCUUGUCAUCUGCCAUAUUAUAGACCUAUCAAUGGAUUAUGUCACACCGCGGUGAGGUCAAGUUGGGUUUUUCUGUUUCUGUUUUUGCUUUAAUAUUAUUUUAACAUUGUUUUAUCGUUUAUUAUUGUUUUUUAUAUUGUUCUUUGUUUUAUGUCUUA
Messenger RNA from Larimichthys crocea (large yellow croaker), 1415 nucleotides. RefSeq names its product immunoglobulin superfamily member 10. Gene Ontology annotation, molecular function: integrin binding. The transcript is spliced from 5 exons. The record is from RefSeq and is a predicted model, not a curated record. The coding region runs from base 107 to 1147 and encodes 346 amino acids. Gene Ontology annotation, biological process: cell adhesion. NCBI's taxonomy places the organism in Eukaryota, Metazoa, Chordata, Actinopteri, Sciaenidae.